UCUAUUGUCCAUCUGAGUUUUCCCCUCGAAGCAAAAUGAAUGGAGAAUUACAUAAAUGGGUGCAAAUUUUGGUUUGUAUGCUGAUUUUGUUGAAAGCCGAAAGCUUCUUUGUUGAUAUUACAUAUGUUCAGAGUGCUGUUGCAAAAGGAGCAGUUUGUUUGGAUGGAAGUCCACCUGCAUACCAUUUUGACAAAGGAUCUGGAGCUGGAAUUAACAAUUGGUUAGUUCACAUUGAGGGAGGAGGAUGGUGCAAUAAUAAAACGACUUGCUUUGCACGAAAAAGCACUCGAUUAGGAUCUUCCAAGCAAAUGGCUAAGCAAGUCGUGUUUUCUGGGAUUUUCAGUAACAAGCCGAAGUUCAACCCUGAUUUUUACGAUUGGAAUCGGAUCAAAGUUAGAUACUGUGACGGGGCUUCGUUUACUGGUGAUGUAGAAGAAGUUGAUCCGACCACAAAACUUUACUAUCGAGGGGCGAGGAUUUUUGUUGCUAUAAUCGAGGACUUGUUAGCGAAAGGAAUGAAGAAUGCUCAAAACGCAAUUCUAUCUGGAUGCUCGGCCGGAGGGUUGACUUCGAUUCUCCAUUGUGAUAACUUCAAGUCUCUUCUUCCUCUCGGCACUAAAGUAAAAUGCUUUGCCGAUGCUGGUUUUUUUAUAAAUGCGAAAGAUGUCUCGGGAGCUUCACAUAUUGAAGGUUUUUAUAACGACGUUGUGACAACGCAUUUCAUAAACGCAAUAAGCGGAUUAGCCUUGUCCACAUCAAAAGGAUACUUCAUCAACUCGUGUUACGCGCAUUGCCAAACCGAAACACAAGAAACGUGGCUCCGUGGCGACUCCCCUGUGUUAGACAACAAGUCAAUUGCGAAAGCAGUUGGAGAUUGGUAUUACGACAGAAGUCCGUUCAAGAAGAUUGAUUGCCCGUACCCUUGUGACAAAACCUGUCACAACCGGGUUUUCGACAAUAAUGAGCACCCGUUGAUAUAG
Messenger RNA from Striga asiatica, 980 nucleotides. NCBI's taxonomy places the organism in Eukaryota, Viridiplantae, Streptophyta, Magnoliopsida, Lamiales, Orobanchaceae. The record is from the annotation of a GenBank genome assembly.